Messenger RNA from Siniperca chuatsi (mandarin fish), 3681 nucleotides. Its product is annotated as cytolytic toxin-alpha-like. The record is from RefSeq and is a predicted model, not a curated record. Lineage: Eukaryota; Metazoa; Chordata; Actinopteri; Centrarchiformes; Sinipercidae. Gene Ontology annotation, molecular function: protein binding.
CUCUGAUUCUCUUCUGUACCGCCUCCAGUUAAUGAAUAAAGAUCAGGGGGCGUCUCUCCCUCAGAGAGGAUAUAAAGACAGAAACAACCGAACUCCCUCUGUGCCACACAGGAUCACACGCCUCCCUACUUGAACUACCAUGGAGCCUGAAACCAACAAGACGAUGAUUUUAGCAGCACUCGGCCGGCCUUUCAGCCUUGGGAUGCUGUAUGACUGCCGCAGCGACUUGCUCAUUCCUGGCAUGACAUUGUGGGACAGCGAUGUCCUCGCGAAUCAUAUUGGAGAAAGACCACAGAACUACAAUGAUUUUCAGAUAGUUGCAUCUGAAUCAAUUGCAGAUAAAUCUUCAGCCCUAAAUGUUGAAGCGUCCCUGAAGGCAAGUUUCUUUAGUGGACUGGUAGACGUUGAAGGAUCAGCCAAAUACCUGCAUGAUGAUAAGACGUCCAGAAAUCAGGCCAGAGUAACACUGAAGUACGAAGCAACCACAAAGUUCCAGGAACUGUCAAUGGAUCAUCUUGGAAGAGGCAAUGUGAAGUAUCCGUAUGUUUUUGAGCAAGGAAUAGCGACACAUGUAGUCACAGGUAUCCUUUAUGGGGCACAAGCCUUCUUCGUCUUUGACCGUGAGGUGUCUGAUGAUGAAAGUCAUCAAGACAUUGAGGGUAGCUUGAAGGUGAUGAUCAAGAAGAUUCCCACCAUUGUGAUAGAAGGAGGUUCCCUAAAAUUGGAGGACAAAGACGUGAAAAAGGUUGAGCAAUUCUCCUGCAAAUUCCAUGGAGACUUUUUACUCAAGAAAACUCCAACAUCCUUUCAGGACGCAGUAGAAGUCUACCAAAGCCUGCCAUCAUUGCUGGGAACCAAAGGAGCAGACGCCAUACCAAUGAAGGUCUGGCUGUUGCCACUGACAAGUUUAGAUUCUUCUGCCGCUAAACUCGUACGCGAGAUAAGUGCUGUGUUUGUAGAAGAAGCGCAGGCUGUCCUGGAAGACCUGAAGGAGGUGGAAAUGAGGUGCAAUGAUGCACUGAAAACCACUGCACGGCAGUUCUCACAGAUUAGCAAAAAGAUGAAAACUUUUAAAGAAAUGUGCUCUGAGUUCAAGCUGGAAUUUCAACGAAACUUGGCAAAGAUACUUCCAUCAAUCCGAGGAGGAGGAGAAGAGGAGGCUGUGCUCGCAGAGAUCCUGAAGAAGAGACAUUCUUCUCCUUUCAACAACACAGACCUGAACGAGUGGAUGGACUGUAAAGAGAGAGAAAUCUACACAUUAAUGUUUUUCAUAAACAUGAUGACAAACACCAAGAUCGUCUCAUCUCAAACAGGCCUGUACAAGGAAAUUCUCAGUGCAGAGCAUGCUGUGUGUUUUGUUUUCACCUCACUGGGAAGUGCUGAACCGUACCUCUCAGCUUUAUCAGCCUACUUAAAACAAACAACCACACCAGACGACCCUCAAGACGCACAUACUCGUGAUGUAGAGAAGGAACAGUGGUACGCCUCAAAAGAAGUAGCAGAUGCAAUGAGGAAUAAAGCCAAGCUCUUCAGGGAUUUUGCAGAGGCCAACAAGGAGAACAAGAACAUAAAGUUCCUGAUGGUGGAUUCAACAAAUGAGACACAGAAAGGUUCGAGCAUCUAUCUCUAUAAAGAUGGCUUUUCUGUCAGUGAGAACUUUGAGCCGCCUUCGAAGCCUGAAACAGUGACAGUAAGUGACAUAAACCACAACAGCGUGACACUGAAGAUUUCUCCACCCAGAUUUGGAGCAGAGAGCAUCACCUCCUACUCUGUUGAGUACCGUGUCAGUGGAGAGGAUGGAUGGCAUCAAAAGAUGGCAUCAAAAGCUGAAGAAGUCACAGUGAGCGAUCUGUGUCCUCACACAGAAUAUUUGUUCAGAUGCAGAGCAGUGACCUCAGUAGGUGUUGGGCCAGCCAAUGAAGUCAGUGGUCCCAUUAAAACCUUACCUUGCAGCCCUCCUGGAAAACCACAAGUUGAACAAAACUAUGUAAGUAUGAUAUCACCUCCUGAAGCUGAAGAACUCACAGUGAGUCCUGACACAGAGAGCAUUUUCAGAUGCAGUGAAGUGACCUCAGCAGUUGUUGGGCCAUCCACUGGAGUCCACGAUAUCAUGGAUACCAAAUUUCUCAGGCCUCCUAAAGUUCACUGGGAUGUAACAGUUAGCUGGGAGAAACCAGCUGAGGUCGGACGAGAUGUCCAGAUUUUGAGCUACAUUGUGGAGUACGCCAAAACAGACCACAGCGUGGGAGAGGAAGAUCUCCACUGGAACCAAAUUAUUUCGAGCGAUGAAAAGACGAUCAUUUCAGGGCUUCAGUCACAGGCAGAAUAUGUUUUCAGAGUCAGAUGUGAUUGUGGUGCAGCUGGCAGAAGCAAGGAAAGCAUCACAACUUUCUGGAGUGGGCUCAGUCCCCCCCCCUUCUGUGAUUGGCCCCGUCAUGGGCACAAUUUGCCACCGUUACCUCACAAUCUGGAACAUGAUGGUACUACACUUGAGGAGCAACAGUGAAUGAAGGACCAGGACAAAGCAAACAGGAAACCUGCCUGGAUGAUGACAGUCACAGUGAUUGGCCUCUUCAAUGCAACGCCAGGACCUGCAGGAAAAUCAAAUGUUUAAUCUCAGUGCCAACAAUAAAACUUCCCUUCCUUGUGUGCACACUGUAGGCAUCUUAUGGUUGUUUUUUUUUUUUUUUUUUUGUCCUUUAUUCAUUCAAUGUGAUGAACAACUGCAUAGUAUUCUGUUCUAUCUUCAUUUCCUUGAUAUGAGCAGUUCAACCAGUGUGCAGUGGCUGCACACAGCAUCUCCAAAACCCAUCUGACUCUUGGAUGGAUUGGUGGUUGGUGUGUGACCAAGAUAUACCAUGUUAACCAGAUAGCUUUUGGAGUUGUAGGAAGGUGGAUUUUUUUUUUCUCUUUUAAUGGAGCUAGCAGUUUCCUCCUUUUUUCAGUCUUUGCACUAAGCUAGGCUAAACCUGUCCUUACAGAGCCCCCCCCCCCCGGUCCCAAAAGAUGACAAUUAUUUUAUUAAAAAUAUAUAUAUCUUUCAAGACUUUGUUAGCUCAGUAAAAAAAAAAAAACAUUUGACUAACAACUCAGCUGAUUUACUGAGUAGUUAUAUUGUUAACUUGUACUACAUGAUCAUUUCGUUUUUGAUUUGUUCUCAGUCAAUCAUUAACUAAUUAUUUUUAUGUUUGGUAAUAAUCAGCAGUGUGUUAUAACGUUUUAACUUAGACAUUUGUAAUGUGUGUUACAAUUUGAGGAAAUAAUCAUUGCUUCUGUAAUUUCUUAUUAUCUAAUUAUUCAUGAAAAUGUCUUACUGAUUUCAUCACAUUGCAUUUGAUUUCUUUGAGCUCACAUUAGCUUUACACUCUAAUAGGCUAUUUGUUGACCACUAAUUGUUAAACUAGUAAUGAUAAGGUUAUUGUUUUAAUUGUAAUAGAGAAUACAUAACUUCCCUGUUUUGUUUGUCAUGUUAAAUCACAUAAUUAUUUGUUGUCAUUGUUUCCACUGUUAUAGACCAGAGGUUCCCAACCUUUCUGGCUUGUGUCUCCUUAAAACAAAGCAAUGUUUGGCUCUUCAUCACUGGCUUAAUAUGUCUAUAAGUCAUGAGCAGUUCAACCAAAGUAUUUGUCUCGUUUUUUUUAUUUUAUAAAUUUGACAAUAAAAACCGUCAGUAUAACCCUA